CAUACGAUAGCUAAGAAACUACAGUUUGUUGUUGCAUUCCUCAGUCUAAUGUUAACGAAAGUUAUUUUUUUAUUAUUGUGUGCUAAAACAGUCAUGUUUUAUAGGACAUCUAGUUGUUUAAGACCUAACGAGGAGUUUUCUCUAUGUGGCUGGAGAUGCCCUGCCACUUGUGUUAAUUUGAGGUUAUUCGCAACAGAUAGAUGUCCAUCAAUAUGGGAUUGCCGCGUCGGAUGCCGAUGUACAGCUGGCUACGUGAGAGAUGAGUACUCCAAAGGAUGUGUCCUGGUACAGGAUUGUCCAGAUACGCCCCGGUGUCCCAAAGGAGAGGUGAUGGGAACGAACCUGCAAUGCAUCAGACGGCGGCAUAUCAUCAGUAUUAAUGAGUCACACAUGGACUAUUACAGUGUACCAUAGCAUUAAGAGUAAUUAAAUAUUUGUUUUUGUAAUUGAGGAGUUCCCCAAAUGUGAUCGAAUAUGAAUCAGAGAGGAUUCUCAUAAAUAUGUAUCUUACUUA
Spodoptera litura is the source of this 514-nucleotide messenger RNA. RefSeq lists its product as uncharacterized. The record is from RefSeq and is a predicted model, not a curated record. Lineage: Eukaryota; Metazoa; Arthropoda; Insecta; Lepidoptera; Noctuidae.